AUGAGUCUAGCAGUGAGAGACUUGAAGACAUUGAGCAAAAUAAAGCACUAUUACGGCUUCAAGUACGUACUUAAUCCUGCUGUGAACGAAGCUAUACUAGAAAAGCUGCAACUAGAAAAGACAUACGGUAAUCGAGCCCGAUGGAAGGUUCUCGAUCUGUAUCCGGGUCCCAGUCAGCAGGCUGCUCUUUUUUACAAUAGAUAUAAACCUGGACAAUAUGCGAUGAUGGAGUCGAGGCCUGAUUUCUUCCAGCACCUGUCACAGGAAUUUGCAGAGUCACCUCUGGAGAUCUAUAACAAGGACCCAUACGAAUGGUCAUCCUAUGUAGACCUCAUUGAUCGCUCGCAAGCGUUUGUUCCUGAGAAGCAGUCCUUGGACCAUAUCAAUGACAAGUUUCUCUGCCUGGCGAAUCUCACAAGCACCGGGCAUGAAGGCCUUUUGAUGCAAUGGUACGCUUGCAUUGGUAACCGAAACUGGAUCCAGCGGUUUGGACGUGUCAAGAUGCUCCUGUGGGUACCUACGACAGCGGCAAUUAAACUACUUGGUGUGCCAGGCUCACUAUCUCGAUCAAAGUGCUCGGUUGUUAGAGAGGCCUUUACGGAGACCAAGUUGGUGGCAACAUCCGAUACGAAAGAGAUAAAGCAGUUUGACAGUUCAGUAAUGCAUGCAAACAAUCCCAUCAUCUUUUCCAAUAAAGACGUUUGGCCAAGUCGAGAAAAAGGGAUAUCGCUGCUGGAGGUUGACCCAAAAGCACACGAUAUCGAUCUCGAUAAUUGGGAAUACGUUACAAAGCAUCUUCUGAUUUUGAAAAAAACUCCAUUACUGGAGGCUCUGGAUUCUCUUGGUCAUGGAGGGAAAGACUAUUUUAAAUCAAAAAUAGAAGAUAAGGAACUACUGAGGAAGACUCCCGGUGAGCUAACCAAUGACGAGUUCAUAUACAUAACGGGCCUGUUUGCCAACUGGCCCUUCAAGCCAGACAUUUACAUGGAUUUCGUUGACAUUUAUCAAGAGGAAAGUAUUAUGUAA
Messenger RNA from Torulaspora globosa, 1026 nucleotides. RefSeq names its product RNA polymerase specificity factor (gene MTF1). The transcript has a single exon. Gene Ontology annotation, molecular function: mitochondrial transcription factor activity. Gene Ontology annotation, biological process: transcription initiation at mitochondrial promoter. Gene Ontology annotation, cellular component: mitochondrial DNA-directed RNA polymerase complex; mitochondrion; mitochondrial matrix. NCBI's taxonomy places the organism in Eukaryota, Fungi, Ascomycota, Saccharomycetes, Saccharomycetales, Saccharomycetaceae. The record is from RefSeq and is a predicted model, not a curated record. Bases 1 to 1026 code for a protein of 341 amino acids.